Messenger RNA from Bacidia gigantensis, 678 nucleotides. RefSeq lists its product as uncharacterized. The coding region runs from base 1 to 678 and encodes 225 amino acids. NCBI's taxonomy places the organism in Eukaryota, Fungi, Ascomycota, Lecanoromycetes, Lecanorales, Ramalinaceae. The record is from RefSeq and is a predicted model, not a curated record. The transcript has 2 exons.
AUGAAGCUCGUAGACGCCCGGGCAGUUCGAGACGUCCUAGUCGACAACAUAGACGAGCACGUUUCGCAGUUCAUCUUAUUCAACCUGCAAAAUCCAAGCGUAUUCACCACACAUGGCACCCUGCUCUCUCACCCCCCUUCAGUCUUGAAGCGCGACCUCAUCAAGUUCGCACCCUUCGCGGGAACAGUAUGGCGAAAUCACAAUGCGCAGAUCGCCACCACAGGUACGACAAGUAUAGAGAGUGGAGGUAUGAGGGAGAUGAGGACUCUCGGUCUUAGACUAGACUCUGAUAGUAAGGCGCUUGUGGAGUUGACGGUAGAAAUGGAGGGUUGGGUAGCUGUUGUUAGAAGUGUAGUGGGGAAACUGUUGGUCGCUGCGAGGCUAGAGAGCAGUAAAUUUGAGGAUGUUGCGGCACUCCUUGAUAGCGAUGUCGAUGGGGAUUUGAAAGGGACAGAAUCUGGGGAUGACGAAUCUGUGCAGAGUGGUGAGGACCAAUCUAGUGAUGUUGCUGAUGCGAGGUCACAAGACAGGUCGCUUGUGAAUGGAGAGGAGGAAAGUGAGAAAGAGGAAACCGGCAGGAGACCCAGCAAGAUGAGGAUCUUGGAGUUAAAAGCCGAGGGAAUGGCUGAGUUUUUAGCGGGAGAGUAUCCAGCAAAGCUGUCAUAUGAUUUUUAUUAA